AUGGAAAUGUUCAGUUUGAUACUGUCACAACCAUUGCCCAUUGUGUUCUGUUGGGUGAGAGCAAAAGGAAAAUAGGAAGGGGACCAGGGAGGGAAAGGAGGAACAACUACUGCUUGCUCACAAAUGCCCCUUUUGGGGGUAAGUUGCUUGCUAGAGUGGUGGCAGGAUCAAAAACAUGGAUCAAAAAUCCAAAGGUACAUUACAGGAUCUGUCUCACAGGGUUGAAAGUUGAAAAGAAGGUUAUAUAUCUGGGGGUUUGGUUGAUGAAUAAAAAUGCAAUGUUAUUUCAAAAUGACAUUGAAAAUAUGAAAUGUGGUUAUAGUAGACUUACAGAGAUGGAGAAGAAUGAACUUAUACCUGAUGAGUAGAAUCUCAGUAGUGAAAAUGAAUGUACUACCAAAAAUGCUGUUUGUUUCAGACUGUGCUGCUGAUCAAUUCGGUUACCUGUUUUAAACAACAGCAGAGACAUAACGGUGCAAUGGCAACUUGCAUUAGGAUAGAUUUUAUUCACUCCUGCAGGUGCAAGGUAUCAUUUGAUUAUUAAUUUAUGAAUAUCUUGAUAAGAUAAUUUUUAUCAGUUUUUAUAAUUCUGCUUUCCUGGUUUUUAUAACUCUGUUUUUAUGAUGCAGUUUUAUUCUGUUUUUAUGUUGCUUGUCUGCAUACUUCUUAGAGGUUUCUAAAUAUUAAGUAGGUUGGAAAGGUUUUCAAAUGAACAAAAUUAAAAAAUUGUCCUCACCUUGCUGAAACUCUACAGUUCUCUUCAUUGCUUUCUUUUUUACACCCCAACCAAGGAAGAAAAACUUAACUUUAUUUCCACGCAGAAUUAUUCCUGCAGCUUGAGAGAGGCCUAAAACAUGACUCAGCAUUCCCAGAAGUCUGCACUUCCUUCCUCUCCCCCAGGUUUCUACUGGGCCUUUACUUAAAGGGACAGUAACCUAUCAACUAACAAUGAUAACAAAGCUUUGAGCAGACAAUAAAUUUACAAAAGAUUAAAGUAGGCUUAGAUUACCUUCUGCAGGUGGUGUCUGGAAAACCUAGUAGUUCUCAGAUAUUCUUGGAAGGCAAACAGAGAGUGAGUGGGAUAUCUCAACCAUGGACCUGGCUUUUUUUACUGGAAAAAAGCAUCUCCCUUCAUAUCCACUGAACUUCCAUUCCUUUAUGACAUCAUAGGUCAUUAGCAGCCAAUGGUAACAGCUGGUGGGGGCCAUCACCAUUUAGACCUAUUUUAUAUCUAUAUAUCGAUCUACAGUGGUACCUCGGGUUAAGUACUUAAUUCGUUCCGGAGGUCCGUACUUAACCGGAAACUGUUCUUAACCUGAAGCACCACUUUAGCUAAUGGGGCCUCCUGCUGCUGCCGUGCCACCGAAGCACGAUUUCUGUUCUCAUCCUGAAGCAAAGUUCUUAACCUGAAGCACUAUUUCUGGGUUAGCAGAGUCUGUAACCUGAAGCGUAUGUAACCUGAGGUACCACUGUAUAGCUAUAUCUAUAUGUGUGUCAGUUUUUGGGGGGGAGGUUUUCUAAAAAAACAACUUUACAGGUGAUAGAAACUUUACUUUUUUGAAAUAUGGCAACCUUGCAUUUACGCCCCACUUUUUAUCCAAGGAGCUUCAGGGGCCACACACAUCGUUUCCCCUUUCCUCAUUUAAUCCCCACAACAACCCUGAGAGGUAGGUUAGGCUGAGAGGCAGUGACUGGCCCAAGGUCACCCACAACCGUUUCUUAGAUUUCUAAAUGUGUCCAAGGCCCAAAACGUUUGGGACUCCUGGGUUACAGGGUUCAAAUCCCCACUCAGCCUCACUAGGUGACCUUGGGGUUGUCUGUCUUUCAUACCAACCUACCUCACAGGGUUGUUGUGAGGAUCAAAGGAGGCCAGAGGAGAAAUGUAAUAAUAUAAAGUCAUCUCCAUUGGUCAUCUAGGACACAAAUGUUGUCCUAGGAACAUUGCAAGCCCUUCUGGAUCUGAUUUGCUCAGGACGCCACUGCUAAAGGGGCACCUUUCCCCCUACAAACCUGCAACGUUGUUGUUGUUGUUUCAGAUGAUGGGUUUGUGUUGUGAUAUUUAUGGAUCCACAAUGAUAAUUCAUUUCUAACUCUCUCUUAGGAUAAUGGUGGAAUCUGAAACCAAGGCUUCAAGUCAUUGCUUUCUUGUGUAAUAAACGAAAAUCUGCCCUUAUUCCCUUAUGGGGGACACAAGAGCCCUUAUAGAGUCCUUUGUUGGUUCUCCAUCGGUAGGAGGAAAAAACAGAGGCCAACCAGAGAAUAUUGAGAAGCAAAGCAACUUGUAAGCCUGAUCUUUAUUGAACUGUUGCAACAGGGUGUCCCCUUCACACGCAGGAGAAGGACGAGGACCCAGAACCAAGGUGUGUCCGCCCUUAUAUAGUGGUACCUCAGGUUACAGACGCUUCAGGUUACAGAUGCUUCAGGUUACAGACUCCGCGAACCCAGAAAUGUUACCUCAGGUUAAGAACUUUGCUUCAGGAUGAGAACAGUAAUCGUGCAGCGGCAGCGCAGAGGCAGCAGGAGGCCCCAUUAGCUAAAGUGAUGCUUCAGGUUAAGAACAGUUUCAGGUUAAGAACAGACCUCCGGAACGAAUUAAGUACGUAACCAGAGGUACCACUGUAUAGACAUUUUAAAUUGCCCACCUUGGAGUCUAAGACCACCCCCAGAAACAUCAUACCUACAUCACAGAAGGGGUGUAGCUCAGGACCACCACCCCAGAUAUAUCAUACCUACAUCAGAGAAAGAGCGGGCUAAAGCAGAAAUCUGAGUGGGUUGUUCACCUACUGUCUGGCAAGUUACCUGUUAAUGUUUACUGGAUUGAUACCCUGGGGAGCCUGGCCAGUCUUUUGUAAUGAUAAGUACUUAGUUCCUGAGCCAAGUCACAGACCCUAUUCAUACACAGACAUACCCUUAAGACAGAAUUUGUGAAGGAGAAGACAAUGGGGAGGCUCCUCCAUUUGACCUUGCAGAGAAAACACCUGGUCAGCCUGAGAGUAAAAAUGGCUCCAUGGCUCCUCUCCUGUGCAGCUUCAAACAUAUUGCCUAUAUAGCUAUGUAUGUGUUUGCUUGAUACAGUGGUGCCUCGCAAGACGAAAUUAAUUCGUUCCGCAAGUUUUUUCUUCUUGCGAGUUUUUCGUCUUGCGAUGCACGGUUUCCCAUAGGAAUGCAUUGAAAAUCAAUUAAUGCGUUCCUAGGGAAACCGACUUCAGACCAGGUCCGGGGACAGUCUGUCCCCGACCUCUUCUGAAGGCUGGGGGGGACAAGGGAUUUUCUUCCCACCCACCCCAGCAUUUUAAAAACCCCGGGACAGCGGAGGGCUUCUCCGCUGUCCGGGGCGAUCUUAAAAUGCUGGCGGGCGGCAUUUUAAAAUUGCCCCGGGACAGCGGAGGACUUCUCCGCUGUCCGGGGCAAUUUAAAGCCCCUGGGAAGGCAGGCAGGGGGACAAAGACUUUGCCCCCGCCAGCCUUCAGAAGAGGUCCUGGACCUCUUCUGAAGGUUGGCGGGGCGAAAGUCUUGUCCCCCCACCUGCCUUCAAAGCUGUCCAGCCAAGGCUUCGCGGACCUCUCCGCGAGCAGCGGCAGCGCUGCCGCUGCUUGCGGAGAGUUGCCGGCAUGCCGAAGCCUGCGCGCGCUGAGAUCAGCGCGCCCAGGCUUCGCGGACCUCUCCGCGAGCAGCGGCAGCGCUGCCGCUGCUUGUGGAGAGUUGCCGGCAUGCCGAAGCCUGCGCGCGCUGAGAUCAGCGCGCCCAGGCUUCGCGGACCUCUCCUGCCUUCAAAAGCCGUCCGGGAUAGCGGGAAGCGCUUCCCUGCUAUCCCGGACUGCUUUUAAAAUGCUGGCGGUGGGGAGCAAAGCCUUUCGGCCCCCGCCCGCCAUCCAGGACCUCAUCUGAAGGCCGGAGGGGAAGGCUUUGCUCCCCACCGCUAGCAUUUAAAAGAGGUCCCGGAGAUUUCCCUAUGGGCUUUCGUCUUGCGAAGCAAGCCCAUAGGAAAUUCGUUCUGCGAGCGCCUCCAAAACGGAAAACCCUUUCGUCUAGCGGGUUUUCCGUCUUGCGAGGCGUUCGUCUUGCGGGGCACCACUGUACAUUUAUGAACCUUUAUUAUAUACAUAAGACCUUAAUUUAUUUAUUUCACUUGAAAAACCUUCUUUUCUUAUUUAAAGGACAGCAUAUACUUUAGUAAAUCUCCAGAGAUCUGUCUCCUGUGUCCCAAUGGAGUUCCUGUAAAUAGUGGCAGUAAGAAUUGCAGCAAGGUUGAAACAGGAAAACGGUAACGUAGAAGAAUCUCCCCAUUUUAAUUCAUCCCUGAAUCCAUUUUGUGCAGUUAGAGCUUUGCAGUUUGAAAUCUGCGCAUGAGCUUUCCUAUCAAAACAAACAAGCUGUUUUGAAGUGGGUGUGCAAGCCUGUGUUCUCUUGCAGUUCCUAGUACAACUGAAAGGAAUGGGAUGUAUGGAGAACGAAACACUAGGAGAUCGGCCAAGCAUAGUAAUGACACUAAGGACUCAGCUACAUUAGUAAAGAAAAAGCAAUUUGAAUGCACUAUAAACAUGCAACACCAGAUGGCACCAGAGAGCAGGAAAUUUUAAAAGGCUGUUUUCAAUGGCGAUUUUUUCUUUCUUUCAUUAUAAUGAUCUAAUUUCUGACUUAGUCAUAGUGUAUGUUUUUCCUGUGUCUAGAUCCACCAUAAGUCCUAGAGCACGGAAGAAAACAAAAAUAUCAGCACAGAUAACUGAAAGCAGACAUUGACAGACCACUAAUACACAGAGCAAUUACUCAGAAGACAAAGAUAAAAGACACGGAAAGAUGGUUUCAUGUAUUCAAUAAGAAGGUUGGGGUGGGCUAGUCUGAAGAGCCAAAGAGCAACAACAGUGUGUUGUAAGUGUGUUCUUGUGAUGGGAAGGAUUGCAGUAAUUGUCUGGUUAAGCGGUCAUCACCUAGUAAUUGGGCAUGCAUAAAAGCCUCCCUAUGACUUUUUAGGGGCUGAUCCUAUGUACAUUUGUACUAAUAAAGGCCUAAUUUUUCACUUAAAGCCAGCUGGCAUUCUGUUUGGGAGCCUCGGCUGGGACAAACACUUUACAAAUUUCUCCAA
Molecule: messenger RNA, 5083 nt
Organism: Podarcis lilfordi (Lilford's wall lizard)
Lineage: Eukaryota; Metazoa; Chordata; Lepidosauria; Squamata; Lacertidae
Source: the annotation of a GenBank genome assembly